This is a messenger RNA of Dipodomys ordii (Ord's kangaroo rat), 7205 nucleotides long. RefSeq names its product BTAF1 RNA polymerase II, B-TFIID transcription factor-associated, 170kDa (gene Btaf1). Lineage: Eukaryota; Metazoa; Chordata; Mammalia; Rodentia; Heteromyidae. The transcript has 38 exons. The record is from RefSeq and is a predicted model, not a curated record. The coding region runs from base 279 to 5789 and encodes 1836 amino acids. Gene Ontology annotation, molecular function: TBP-class protein binding; ATP binding; ATP hydrolysis activity.
UGGGGGCACCCGGUUUGAAGUCGUGCGGGUCUGAGUGCUGCCGCCGGCGCCUCGGUCUCGGACCCUUUGGCUCCCCGAACCACGGAGGGGACGAGCUCGGGUAGACGGCUGAGCAGAUGCCCGAGGGUUCGGGCCAGCACGCCCCGCGCCGCCCCGGCAGUUCCCCUCAGCUGCCUGGCUUGGGCCUGCGCCGCUCCCCUGCGCUCUGUGGAAACUAGCGCCUCGGCGGCGCGGCGCGUCGUCGCUCGCGCGGAGUUGCGAACCGCCGGCGCCGGGCCAUGGCGGUCUCCAGGCUUGAUCGUCUUUUUAUCUUACUGGAUACUGGCACUACUCCAGUCACAAGAAAAGCUGCUGCUCAACAACUUGGAGAAGUGGUGAAGCUUCAUCCUCAUGAACUAAAUAAUCUCUUAUCUAAAGUAUUGAUUUAUUUGAGAAGUGCAAAUUGGGAUACUCGGAUUGCUGCAGGACAAGCUGUUGAAGCUAUAGUGAAAAAUGUGCCUGAAUGGAAUCCAGUGCCAAGAACCAAACAAGAAUCUACUUCAGAAAGUUCUAUGGAAGAUUCAUCUACUACAGAUCGGUUAAAUUUUGACAGAUUUGAUAUAUGUAGAUUGUUACAACAUGGUGCAUCGCUUUUGGGAUCUGCUGGUGCAGAAUUUGAAGUCCAAGAUGAAAAAUCAGGUGAAGUGGAUCAUAAAGAAAGGAUAGCACGUCAACGAAAACUAUUACAGAAGAAACUUGGUCUCAAUAUGGGAGAAGCCAUUGGAAUGAGUACUGAAGAGCUCUUUAAUGAUGAAGAUUUGGAUUAUACCCCAACUUCAGCAGCCCUUGUAAACAAACAACCUACUCUCCAGGCAGCUGAAUUGAUUGACUCAGAAUUUCGAGCAGGAAUGAGCAACAGACAAAAGAACAAAGCUAAAAGAAUGGCUAAGUUAUUUGCAAAACAGAGAUCCAGGGAUACAGUGGAAGCUAAUGAGAAGAGCAAUGAUAGCACUGAUGGGGAGCCAGAAGAAAAGAGACGGAAAAUAGCAAAUGUUGUUAUUAAUCAGACGACAAAUGAUGCUAAAGUCCUGAUUGAUAAUAUUCCAGACACUUCUUCCUUAAUUGAAGAGACAAAUGAAUGGCCUUUGGAAAGUUUUUGUGAAGAACUUUGCAAUGAUCUUUUUAAUCCCUCCUGGGAGGUUCGACAUGGAGCAGGCACAGGACUUAGGGAAAUUCUUAAAGCUCAUGGAAAAAGUGGUGGUAAAAUGGGAGAUAGCACUUUAGAAGAGAUGAUUCAGCAGCAUCAAGAGUGGUUGGAAGACUUGGUUAUUAGACUCCUUUGUGUUUUUGCAUUGGACAGAUUUGGAGACUUUGUUUCUGAUGAAGUUGUAGCACCAGUUCGUGAAACCUGUGCUCAAACAUUAGGAGUGGUUUUAAAACACAUGAAUGAAACAGGAGUUCAUAAAACUGUAGAUGUACUGCUAAAAUUACUUACACAAGAUCAGUGGGAAGUCAGACAUGGUGGUCUGCUGGGAAUUAAAUAUGCAUUGGCAGUACGUCAGGAUGUAAUUAAUACUUUAUUACCUAAAGUUUUAACUAGAGUAAUCGAAGGACUUCAAGAUCUUGAUGACGAUGUCAGAGCUGUUGCUGCAGCAUCAUUAGUGCCUGUCGUAGAAAGCCUGGUCUACCUUCAGACACAAAAGGUACCCUCUAUUAUAAAUACCUUAUGGGAUGCUCUUCUGGAAUUAGAUGAUCUGACAGCUUCAACAAAUAGUAUUAUGACUCUUCUUUCAUCAUUGUUAACUUAUCCUCAGGUCCAACAAUGCAGUAUUCAACAGUCACUCACAGUUUUAGUUCCACGUGUCUGGCCAUUUUUGCAUCACACUAUAUCAUCAGUUCGAAGAGCAGCAUUGGAAACUCUGUUUACCUUAUUAUCAACACAGGAUCAGAACUCUUCAUCUUGGCUUAUACCUAUCCUGUCUGAUAUGCUUCGACACAUUUUUCAGUUUUGUGUUUUAGAAAGCAGUCAGGAAAUUCUGGACCUUAUUCACAAGGUUUGGAUGGAACUGUUGAGCAAGGCAUCAGUUCAGUAUGUGGUUGCAGCUGCUUGUCCGUGGAUGGGUGCUUGGCUUUGCUUAAUGAUGCAGCCUUCUCAUUUACCUAUUGAUUUGAAUAUGUUACUAGAAGUAAAAGCUAGAGCCAAGGAAAAAACAGGUGGCAAAUUGCGCCAAGGCCAAAGCCAAAAUAAAGAAGUACUUCAGGAGUAUAUUGCAGGUGCAGACACUGUCAUGGAAGACCCAGCCACCAGGGAUUUUGUAGUUAUGAGGGCCAGAAUGAUGGCAGCCAAGUUGUUAGGAGCACUUUGUUGCUGUAUUUGUGAUCCAGGUGUAAAUAUGGUAACCCAAGAAAUUAAGCCAGCAGAAUCCCUUGGACAGUUAUUACUCUUCCAUUUGAACUCCAAAUCUGCUUUACAGAGGAUUAGUGUUGCUUUGGUCAUCUGUGAAUGGGCUACUUUACAAAAGGAGUGUAAAGCUGUUACCCUAGCUGUGCAGCCACGUUUACUUGAUAUCCUUUCAGAACAUUUAUAUUAUGAUGAAAUUGCUGUUCCAUUCACACGAAUGCAGAAUGAAUGUAAACAAUUUAUAUCGUCAUUAGCUGAUGCACAUAUUGAAGUUGGUAAUAGAAUAAACAACAAUGUUUUAACAAUAGAUCAAGCUAAUGACCUGGUCACAACUGUUUUUAAUGAAGUCACAUCGACCUUUGAUUUAAAUCCUCAAGUGUUGCAGCAGUUAGAUAGUAAACGGCAACAGGUCCAAAUGACAGUUACAGAGACUAACCAGGAGUGGCAAGUGCUGCAGUUACGUGUACAUACUUUUGCUGCAUGUGCAGUCGUGAGUUUGCAACAGCUUCCAGAGAAAUUAAAUCCUGUCAUAAAACCACUAAUGGAGACGAUUAAAAAAGAAGAGAAUACACUAGUGCAAAACUAUGCAGCUCAGUGCAUAGCUAAACUUCUUCAACAGUGCACAACAAGGACACCCUGUCCCAAUUCAAAAAUUAUUAAAAACCUCUGUAGUUCACUUUGUGUGGAUCCAUAUCUAACCCCUUGUGUAACGUGUCCUGUACCAACACAAAGUGGCCAGGAAAAUUCUAAAGGAUCCAACUUAGAAAAAGAUGGAAUGCAUCAUACUGUCACCAAACACAGAGGUAUAAUUACACUGUAUAGGCAUCAGAAAGCUGCAUUUGCUAUCACCAGUAGGCGAGGUCCUACCCCCAAAGCAGUAAAAGCUCAAAUAGCAGAUUUUCCUGCAGGAAGUAGUGGGAAUAUCCUUGUUGAACUUGAUGAGGCCCAGAAGCCUUACCUGGUACAACGAAGAGGAGCUGAAUUUGCCUUGACAACUAUAGUGAAACAUUUUGGUGGGGAAAUGGCAGUGAAGUUGCCUCAUCUCUGGGAUAGUAUGGUUGGCCCAUUGAGGAAUAUAAUUGACCUAAAUAAUUUUGCAUUUGUUGGCCGAAAUGGCAGUAUUGUACCUGUACAAUAUAUUGUUAGUCUUGAAUUGUUGGCCUCUAAGUUGGUACAGCAUUUGCCUCAUCUUUAUAUGUGCCUUCAGUACCCAAGCACUGCAGUGAGGCAUAUGGCUGCUCGCUGUGUAGGUGUCAUGAGUAAAAUAGCUACCAUGGAAACAAUGAACAUUUUUUUGGAGAAGGUUCUUCCAUGGCUAGGAGCAAUUGAUGACAAUGUCAAACAAGAGGGUGCAAUUGAAGCACUUGCCUGUGUAAUGGAACAACUGGACGUUGGUAUUGUUCCAUAUAUUGUCCUUUUAGUUGUUCCUGUGUUGGGAAGAAUGAGUGACCAGACAGACAGUGUAAGAUUUAUGGCCACACAGUGCUUUGCCACACUGAUUAGACUCAUGCCACUUGAGGCUGGCAUUCCAGACCCUCCAAACAUGUCAGAAGAACUAAUCCAAUUGAAAGCAAAAGAGCGACACUUUUUGGAACAACUGUUAGAUGGAAAAAAAUUAGAAAACUACAAAAUUCCAGUACCAAUCAAUGCGGAACUACGGAAAUAUCAGCAGGAUGGUGUGAACUGGUUAGCAUUUCUUAAUAAGUAUAAACUUCAUGGAAUAUUGUGUGAUGACAUGGGCCUAGGCAAAACUUUACAGUCCAUCUGCAUUCUAGCAGGAGAUCACUGUCAGAGGGCUCAGGAAUAUGCACGAUCAAAAUUGGCAGAGUGCAUGCCACUUCCUUCUUUGGUGGUUUGUCCACCAACAUUAACAGGUCACUGGGUGGAUGAAGUGGGUAAAUUUUGCUCCAGAGAGUAUCUUAAUCCAUUGCACUAUACUGGACCUCCCACUGAAAGAAUAAGGUUGCAGCAUCAAGUUAAAAGGCAUAAUCUGAUAGUGGCUUCCUAUGAUGUUGUGAGGAAUGACAUAGAUUUUUUUAGAAAUAUUAAAUUCAACUACUGUAUUCUUGAUGAAGGUCAUGUCAUUAAAAAUGGAAAAACAAAGUUGUCCAAAGCAGUAAAACAACUGACAGCUAAUUAUAGGAUUAUUCUUUCUGGAACACCAAUCCAGAACAAUGUUCUGGAGCUGUGGUCAUUAUUUGAUUUCCUCAUGCCAGGAUUUUUGGGUACUGAACGCCAGUUUGCUGCUCGAUAUGGCAAACCUAUAUUAGCAAGUAGGGAUGCUCGAAGUUCUAGUCGAGAACAAGAAGCAGGUGUUCUUGCAAUGGACGCACUACAUCGCCAGGUCCUGCCAUUUCUUUUGAGGAGAAUGAAAGAAGAUGUUCUGCAGGAUCUUCCACCUAAAAUUAUUCAAGACUAUUAUUGUACUCUCAGUCCUCUCCAGGUUCAGCUUUAUGAAGAUUUUGCUAAGUCUCGUGCCAAGUGUGAUGUUGAUGAGACUGUUUCUUCAGCUGCACUUUCUGAAGAAACCGAAAAACCAAAACUUAAAGCUACAGGUCAUGUAUUCCAGGCAUUACAGUACCUACGUAAACUGUGCAAUCAUCCAGCAUUAGUCUUAACACCUCAGCAUCCAGAAUUCAAAAGUACUACUGAAAAACUAGCAGUUCAGAAUUCCUCUCUUCAUGAUAUUCAACAUGCUCCUAAACUUUCAGCUUUGAAACAAUUGCUAUUGGACUGUGGUUUGGGAAAUGGCAGCACUUCAGAGAGUGGCACAGAGUCUGUUGUGGCCCAGCACAGAAUACUGAUCUUCUGUCAGCUUAAAAGCAUGCUUGAUAUAGUAGAACAUGAUCUGCUCAAACCUCACUUGCCCUCUGUCACUUAUUUGAGAUUAGAUGGCAGCAUACCUCCUGGUCAGAGGCAUUCAAUUGUUUCCCGGUUUAACAAUGAUCCAUCCAUAGAUGUUCUGUUACUUACAACUCAUGUUGGUGGCCUGGGGCUUAACUUGACAGGCGCUGAUACUGUGGUAUUUGUGGAGCAUGACUGGAAUCCUAUGCGUGAUCUACAAGCCAUGGACCGGGCCCAUCGAAUUGGCCAGAAACGUGUGGUUAAUGUUUAUCGAUUAAUAACCAGAGGAACAUUGGAAGAAAAAAUAAUGGGUUUGCAAAAAUUCAAGAUGAACAUAGCAAACACUGUUAUUAGCCAAGAGAAUUCAAGUUUGCAGAGUAUGGGAACAGAUCAACUUCUUGAUCUGUUUACUCUUGAUAAGGAUGGCAAAGCAGAAAAAGCUGACACUUCAACUUCUGGAAAAGCAAGUAUGAAAUCAAUUCUUGAAAAUCUGAGUGAUCUUUGGGAUCAAGAACAAUAUGAUUCAGAAUAUAGCCUGGAAAAUUUUAUGCAUUCUCUCAAGUAACUGUCAAAUAUUGUGAACGUAAUUGCUGCUAGUUCAGUUACAUUUCUGCUGAUAUUCAGCAAAUUUCUAAGUUUAUGGUGAACUUUUAACUCAAUGUGUAAAUAGAUCUGAAGAAUAUUCAGCAUAAUGCUGGCUCUUGUUUCACUGGGGGGAACAAGUUAUUCUCAAAUAUUUGCACUGUAUUAAAUUUAAAUGUUAAUGUGAAAGGGUUUAAAUUGUAUGUGCUGAAUAGCUGCAGAGCAGAGGAACCAAACCAGGUUUACAUGUGCUACUACCAGGAGGUGUUCGUACGGGCCGAGCCUCUUCUCUGUGGAGUCACUUUGUCCAGGAUGAUGUCCAUGGGUAUUUGGGGUUCAUGUACAUUUUUUCUUUAAAAUAUAUAAAGCUUGUUUUUAUAAUUGAUUAAAAAAUAGAGCUUUUUCUGUAAAAGCCUUAAUGAGCCAUAAUUUUAAGAAUAAUGACUAUGAUAGUCAAUUUUGGAACAUGAAAAUGUUGAUGAGUUAAACUAGGCCCUUGUUGAAAACCUUUAUAUAUUUAAUGCAGGUGCAUAGUGUUUUUCAAAUCUUUAACAUCAUUUUGUCAACUUUUAAAUAUAACUAUCUAAAUUCAGGUACUGGUAUAUUUAAGACUACCAUAACAUCCUACUAAGAGGGUGGUUUGUUUGUUUUUUUUAUUUAUCUAAUGGCUAGAAUAUAGCCAGAUUCAAAGAACAUGUGUACUCAAUAAGUUUCAAUCAUAUAUAUAAAUAUAUAUAAUAUAUUUUGUAACUAUGAAUGAUCCAAUUUUUCAGAAGUAGAUUUUACACUGUUUAGAAUUCCAAAACCUAUGGUGAAGACUGUUUAUUGUAGUAAUGCAUGACUGAAACUUAAGAGGGAGAUAUAACUCCCCUCUUACAUAUAUACACACAAGCAUACAUGAGUAUACACAUCUGUAUGCACAGAUGUGUCUGUCCCAUACUCACAGAGGUGCCUGGUUGGGCACGAAAAUCAUGUAAUUAUACCAGGCAGCAAUAAUUGAGCAUAAAGCCAAUUAACUAGUAUUACAAAAAUGAGCUCAAUAGUGAGGGUGGAUAGAUGUAUAUAGAUAUGCAUGUGUGCAUAUGUAUAUAUAAUUUUAUAAAUUUCCUACAUAAAUUAAUACAUGCCUAUGUGCAUACACAUAUAUGGAAUAUAUUUGUAUAUAUGUACAGAAAAUAAACAUCCCCAAGGUUUGUGUCAGACCAUACGCUUAGGUAUCAAUUUAAAAACCAUCAGACCUCAGCUGUACAAUAACAAGUGUUUUGUUUAAAAUUAUAAAAGUUAUACUGUUCUGCAGCACUUAGACAUGGACAUGUGUCACAUUUCAGUAGCCUGACAACCAUACUGUAACAUUCAACCUAGCAUUCCACAAGAGAAUAAAUAUAAGAUUGAAAUUGUA